This is a messenger RNA of Nezara viridula (southern green stink bug), 551 nucleotides long. The record is from the annotation of a GenBank genome assembly. NCBI's taxonomy places the organism in Eukaryota, Metazoa, Arthropoda, Insecta, Hemiptera, Pentatomidae.
AUGGGCCAGCUAUAUCUAUUGAUACCAAUUCGAAGGGAUAGGUACCUUCUAAUGGAGGGCCCAGUGGAACAGCUAACCCUCUUAGGCUUUUUCUCGUAUUACAAGAACGCCAAUUGCGAACUUGAAGUCAAAUGCACUAGUCGAUUUCGACAUUCUUUGAUGAGAUAUUUUGUCCCUUCCGCGUUCACACCUAAAGUCUGCACCAAAUCCACUAAAUUUUUCUGGACAUUUGGUUUUAAAACCGCCGUCGGAGCGACCUCUUCGGCCAGACCUAAGCAUUGCCCCUUGGGUAUCACCACCUCCUCCUCAGACUAAUUGAUUAAUUUCACGCAGACUCUUUUACGAUCAAUGUUGUUAAUACUACGAUCAACUCUGACACCAUAUUGCGUCUGUACGACUGGUCCAGUAAGAUAUCACCGUUGCAUGGUUCUUUCAAUUGAACCCUUAACGAGAACCUCACUAAAUUGCGGAAUCACAACUUUAUUUACGGCAUGGACCCGAAUUGCUUUUAGUUGGUCUUCUUUUGAAAUUAUUUCAACCUCCCGCUGUUG